AUGGAACCUACAGACAUGCACUAUUACAAUACCGCCGCGAAAUACACUUGGCCUCGUCGGCACCAACAGUUCGUAAACUGUACGUCUGGUUGCUUUGGCGGGCUGCUGUACAAUGAAACGGCCGCAAGAGGGAAAGAGUGGAAGUAUUUGAACGAAACGCUUGGAAAAAGCCGAAAGCUGAGCGCAACAGCACUUUCCCCCGUAUACCAGGUCUUUCCUCACACUCGUCAACACUUCUCAACCACAAGUGCUGACAGAGUCAAUGAGUUUUCUGUGACCAACUAUCUGAAGGAGGAAUGCCCCGGAUUCGAUUUUCCUGUUGAAAUGGUUACCGAUCUCGUUAGAGAAAGCAUGCUACAUCAGAUCGAGUGGGAGAAAUAUGAUCCAUAUCUAGGAACUCGAAUCGCUUCCGGAACGUUUGAUAAUGGAGAGAAACAGAAGUUUCUCGCUUUUCCGAUGGGACCCCUUGGGAAUGAGUUGAACUUAUCGCUACUUGAUUGGCAUGAGAGCGCGUAUGAUUCAAAAUCUGAUAUAGGCCAGUUUGUAUUGCAACCGUCAGCAGAAUCUGCACUGCGAUUUAGGACUCCGAUCCGGCAAAUUGUCUGUUCAGAAGAUUAUGGUUCAGCACAUCCAUGUUUGAUAGCAGUAAGAACGACGACUGCAACAACGUUUCUGACACUCGUUCCAAAGAAGGAUGGUAAACGGGACUUUCCACGUUCAACGAACGCUAUUGCGAUAGAUUCGAUUUCUAACAUGGGAUUGGCCGCAACUUCAGAACACAUGCAUGUUACGUUUAACCCGUUAUUAUACGGAGAAGCCGCCAUUAUUGAUGGAAGUGGCAGCGUUCAUAUAUGGAGAGCGACAUUGCAAAAGAAAAUUGCGCGGUUUGAUAAAUUUGAGUAUAAUACUGUCCAACUAUCAGAACCCUCUUGUGACACACCUCAGCAGGAUUGGUGGACUCGCUGCGAAUAUGGAGCACACCCACAGUCGUUGUUUGUAGUUUCUCGAAAAGAAGCGAGCGUUCUAGACUUUAGGACUCCCUCCAAGACACGCUCUUCCACAUUAUUUGUUUCAAAAUCAAACGAAAAUAUCUAUGCUUUCCAACGUUCCUCGGCAUGGCAUUCGUUUGAAUCAAUAAUAGCUACAGAGAAACGCGUUAUCGUUCUCGAUCAACGAUUUCCAAAGCGUCCCCUACUAGAUUGGUUAUCGUAUUUUCCGCAAAACCCUCCCGGAGGAAUAGAAGUAAUAUCAAAUAACGAUGUCACCGUUGCAGUAUGUUGGUCCGCUGUCAAUGCCAAGAUCAACGCAUUUACUUUCAGCCGGACACCAUCGGGUAGUAUCAGCUCGCCAAUAACUCCAACAGCUAUCACGUCCUUUCAUCAAGACCCAUUCUUUGUUCAAUCUCACAAUAGUAUGGCUGAUUCUGACUUUCUCGUAGAAAGGCAAUCCUUACUUGAAGAACUCGUCUCUCCGAGCCUUCUCCCGCCGCUAUCGUCCGUCUUUCUCCUGAAAGGUCAAUUAAAAAUGUGCAAAGAAAAACAUCGCACGGGAAGAGAUCAAGAAAAGGUUGGGCUUAAGAACGAGGAGGUUUGCAGCGUCCUGCAACUUGCAAGCACUGGUGGAAUAUAUGCUCAGGUAGUACACUUUGGAUUGGUAGAAAAGUUGGGAAGUUUGCAGCAUACAGACGGAGAGAAGUACCGAGACUUAUUUAGUAAAAAAGAGUUUUCGAAAGAGCUAUUAGAUUUGGAGGCCAAGUCUUUAGAGGAAAAGGUCGAGAACAACAAGUUUCAUCAAUUGUUACGAUUUAAUCGAUUAUGGGACUUUACAACUCGGGAGUUCAAGGGCUCGCGACUGACAGAAUCUGAUUCAUCCGGUUCGCUCGAAUUAAAUAAACAUAUAUCAGAACACGGAGGCAGCGGGCAGCCUUUUUCUAUAAUACAGUCUCAACCUCGACGCACUUCAUCUCCACAAGCUGCUUCUUCGAAAACAUGUCUUUCAUUACUCUUUCCUUUGUUUCUUUCGGCCAGCUUCGUUUCUUGGGACGCUCUCUUCUAUUAUCUCAAUAGUUACGCUCAUUUUCAUAACGUAGUUCUACGUCCCUCAUCAUCUACAUAUUCUCCUACCGGCUUCCUUACGUCUGUUCGAUUUUCUUGUGUUUUAUUGAAGUGUACAUGGAAGCUCGUUUGUAAGGCCAACAAAUCCAACGGGAACGUGGUUUUGACACAAUUCUGGGAUAGACAUAGUCACAAGCUAGAAAGUAUAAUAACAAAUGACGAUUCUUCUGUUAGCGAUGAAGAGUGUGAAAUAACAGAAUGUUCUGUUACCACAGACAAAAGUUGUGAAGCACCUGGGCUGAACAACGAACAUCGAAAGAAAGUGCGAAAGAAUAAGAGGAUUAAAGGUGUUAACAAAACCAAAUAUAGCGGUUUAGUGAGGCGCUUUACGAAGAAUUUGACGAAUACUAAACGAUUUGAGAAGGCUGUUACGCAGAAAGUUUCCAUAGAGUUAUCAAACGAGGAUGUUAACAAAGCUCGACAAAGUGUUGGACAUCCGGUUACUGCCUUCGAAGUAAGGAAAUAUUGCUCACGCGACUCGGCGCAACAAUUCAUAUAUGAAGACUCGGUAAAAAACUCUGACUGCACGCCUAUUGAUUGGAAUUAUGCUGAUCCGGACGUAUUUCUUGAGAAUCUUCCAUCAAGAAAUGAAAUUUCCUUGCUUUUAGGAACUCUUAAGAAGUUUGGCUUUCCUGUUAUGGAAGAUCAUGUUACUUCACCAUUACCGACGUUAAGGGAAAAUAUUCAAGAAAACCUACGCCAAGCGUAUAUCACGCCAAUUGCAAUCGGUUCUUCAACUAUAUCAACGAAUAAUUUGAACUUUCGCGAGUUUGCAAUAUCCGAAAUCACAAACGAUCUUCUCCUGAGUCAGGAAAUAAUAAGACCAUUGAUAAAUAGCACGGAUGAAUACCAUUAUGUUUCUGAUCUGUACCACUUUUCUAAACAAAGAGACAAUUCAGAACAGUGGAAUACGUCAGGAAUCGCGUUAUGCAAAUCAGCAUGUGGUGAGGAGAUAGAAUGGUCUGUAGCUGCUAGAUGGUUGAUAGAUGAUUGGAAAUUGGGUCAGAAUUAUCAGGAUUACGUAUUCGCAACACCGAACAUUACACAGCGUGAAGAGAAGGCAAGGAAGUCAAAUGACAGACCUAUGAGAGAGAUGAACGUUGGGAGUACAACGGAUAUAUAUGCUGAUCUCUAUCAUGAGGAUAGUUCGAUGGAUAUUUCGGCGUCAAUUAGCGAGAUAGUUAACACAAAUAACGAUGAGGGAAGGGAGGCUGAUGAACUAGUGGUAGUUGAACCAUCAACGGGAUCUGCAAUGGACGUGGCUGUUAUCGAUGACGAGCGAACACCAGAAGAUAUUCCAACUGUUAUAUCUACUUCUGAAAAUCAGAAGAAAGAGAAACCAAAAAAGAAGAAACCGCGACGUAUGGGGUUUUAG
This is a messenger RNA of Paraglomus occultum, 3489 nucleotides long. Lineage: Eukaryota; Fungi; Glomeromycota; Glomeromycetes; Paraglomerales; Paraglomeraceae. The record is from the annotation of a GenBank genome assembly.